Messenger RNA from Stegostoma tigrinum, 9564 nucleotides. It is a transcript of the gene wdcp, whose product is annotated as WD repeat and coiled coil containing. Bases 18 to 2210 code for a protein of 730 amino acids. Lineage: Eukaryota; Metazoa; Chordata; Chondrichthyes; Orectolobiformes; Stegostomatidae. Gene Ontology annotation, molecular function: kinase binding. The record is from RefSeq and is a predicted model, not a curated record. The transcript has 6 exons.
GCUUCCGAAUUCUUCAGAUGUUCAGUAUGGAGCUUGGAAAAGCAAAAUUACUGCGGACUGGAGUUAAUGUAUUACAUCAAGCUGUUCAUCCACUCCAUGGGAUUGCCUGGACAGAUGGAAAACAGGUUGUUCUCACCACCAUUCACCUGAUCAAUGGUGAGGUCAGGUUUGGCGACAGCAAUGUCAUUGGAAGUUUUGAACAUGUCAGUGGCCUUCACUGGGGUCCUGUUUGUUGUACAGGGACUUUGGCACUGCUUGCUGUGCAGCAUAAAAAGCAUAUAACAGUAUGGCAGUUACAAAAUAGCACCUUGGAACACAACAAGCUUUUGGUUUCACAGACAUGUGAACUGGGAGAAAUCUUUCCAAUAUUGCAACAAGGCUGUGUGUGGCAUCCAAAAUAUGAUGUCUUAGUGGUAUUAACAAAGAGAGAUGCCUCUGUAUUGUUUGCAGUACAGAUUGACAACCGUAGAGUUAAAGCAGAUAUCAAAGGUAGUGGUUUGAUUCACUGUGCCUGUUGGACUACAGAUGGAAAUCGUUUAGUGAUUGCUAUAGGCAGUGCCCUUCAUUCAUACAUAUGGAAUAAUAACCAAAAGACUCUUCACGCUUGUAAUUUCUGCCCCAUAUUUGAUGUUGGAGGAUGCAUCUGUGCAAUAGAGGCAUGUUUGGAUUUUCAAGUGGUUGUGACAACUGAAUUACCCCUUGAUAAAAUCUGUGGUCUAAAUGCUGGUGCUGCGUUUGAAGUUGUUCCUACAACAGAAACUGGAUCCUUGAUGUCAAGACCUACAACGCUGGCAGUUGAAGAAAACCAAUCUAUUAAUGUGAGAAGAAAAUCAGUAGAUUCCUCAAGGUCUUUGACAGAAGGCCCAAUGCUUUCACCAUCUGGCCCAUUAGAUCUGACUCAUCUUCUGGCAACUCAUCGUAAAUCUGAUCCUAGCCCCCUUAUUCACCUGAAGCGCAAGGAUUGCCUUACUGGAAGUGGUCAUGAUUCAUCACAUCUGAUUUUAGUAACUUUUGAGAGAAAGGUGACAACAACUAGAAAAGUAAGCAUCCCUGGGAUUCUGGUCCCUGAUAUUGUGUGUUUUGACCCUCGUCGAUGUACAAUUGCUGUAUCAUCAAAUAAUUGUAAUAUAAUAUUUGUGUAUUCAGUAACCUCUUCAAGUAUGCCCAACAUUCAGCAAAUACAGUUGCACAAAAAUGAACGGCCAAAGGGUUUGUGUUUUCUGACUGAGAGACUACUAUUACUCUUAGUUGGGAGGCAAAAAAUAAAUGAUCUUGCUUUUCUCCCAUCUUCAAAUUCAGACCGUUAUUUAAUCAGACUUAUGACUAAAAAACUAUUGCUGGAUGAUGGUUCUGCAUCAUCAGAGACACUUGGGCAGCCUGGAAUUAACAUCUCUGGAAUGAAGAAAUACUUUGAAGAUCUGUCCAAGGAAGAGCAAUUUGCAGGAAAAGAACUAUUAUUGCCAGGAAAUAGUGCAACUCGAUUUCCAAACAUUAGAAAGGGAUUGAUAGAGGAAGUAAGGAACAGCUGUAGUGAACAAAGCUCAGAAGCAAGUAUGCCAAAAUCAGCAGGGCGAGUCUCACCAAGUGACCCGACAGUGAUCUUAGGCUACAAUGCCAAUGAAUCUGUAAAUGGCUCCGUAGAUAAUCACGGACAAGGCACACCAAACAGGACUUUGAUUAGCUCCGUCUUGUUUAAUGGAGACCAAAUUACACAGUCGCCUGCUGGUGCUUCACUGAAUAUUGGUGAUUAUACAAAUGACAAAAUGGAACAACUGUCCAAAAAAAUGGACAGAUUAUUUGAGAGCUUAACAGAGAUAAAGCAGUGCCUUUCUGAAAUAUCAGAUUAUACCAAAAAUGGAAAGAAGUCUUCAGUAACCUAUUCAUCUGAUCCGUCCAUCCUUUAUGUCAUCUAUCAGAAAAUGCUGCAAGAAAAUACUAUUGUGGAUGAAAAACGAGCGUUUACCCUUUGUGAAGGCAGGCUUCGUCUAAGUAUGGUGCAGGAAGUUUUUAACCUUUUUGCUGUUGAAAUGUUUCAUGGCUCUAACUGGAUUGUGCUAACGGCAGAUGAUGAUGGAUUUGCUCCAUUAAUGUUCAAACCAAAUCAGGAAAUUAUUAUUCGUGAUGGGAGGCUAAGUACAGGACCUGUAGAAUUCCCCCCACCUCCAUCUCCAACCGACAGUAUCAAUUUAGAAACCCGGAGAACAAUGUAACCUGCUCUGCAUGUGGUCACAUGUAGUGAAGUACUUUCUUUAACCUAGUUAUUAUGUAUUGUGUUCAUAUAUGAGAAAAUGAAUAAUGAAGUUCGAAUUUAUAUGGCAUGGUGGCUGAUCCAUAAAGAGUUUGUUCUUGUCUUUUUGUUGGAGUCUGCAUUGGAAAUGUAAAGAUUGGAGUAGGUCAUUCCGGUUCUCAAGACUGUUCUGUCAAUCAAUUGCUUAUAUAGCCCUUAAAUGCAUUAAUCUGCUUUGGUUGAAUAUCCUUUUAAACUCUUGGCUCGAAAAAAAAAUUGAUCAGUCUGCGAUUUAACAAUAUUAAUUGAGCUAGCAUUUUCUGCUUCUUGUGGGAGAAAAGUGCUCAAAGAAAUGUUUCCUAACUCACCAUCUGAGUGACCCAGUGAUGAUUUUACAGUUACAUCCAUUUGUCCUAACUGCUGAGCCAGCAGAAAAGGUUUCCCACCAACCACCCAAUCAAUUCCUUUCAAUUUCUCAAAUUCCUCCAUUACUCUCUUCAGUCAUGGCAAAACGUUCCCGAGUUGCUGGCCUUUAUUCAUAGAGUAGCUUUAAUGUAAGUAUCACAAGGUUUUUCACAAAAAAAUGUAAAGCAAAAUGUCACAACAAAUGACAUGAUAGGCCAGGUGACCAAAAGCUUGGUCACAUCAUAAGUUUUGAGGAGGUUCUUAAAUUUGAAAGUGAAGUGGAGAGAUGUAGAGUGGAUUUCCUGAGUUUAGGGCCUACACAGCUGAAGGCUGCAAUGAAAAUUAGAAAUGCUUAAGAGUUCUGAAUUAGAUCAGUGCAGGUAUGUGUUAGGAUUAGGAGACAGGUGGAGAUUGUGAAGUCCUAUGAUCGUACAGAGUUGGCAAUAGUUGUAACAUGCAUGUGUGGUCAGAAGUUUGUCUCCAGGCCAAAUAUGGCAAUAAGGUUGCAGACUGUUUGGUUUUGUGUCAGACAGUUGCCAGGAAGGGUGGUGAUGAGUAUCAUCAACAUAUAUGAAAACUCUCACUGCUUUCAGAAGAUGCCACUGAUUGACGUUGAAGUUGAGAAAUAAUAGGUGGCCAAGGAUAGAUCUUUAGGGGACAUCAGAAGUCAUGCUGAAAGAGCAGAAAGAGAAACCUCUUUACCAGUGUUUCUCCAGCUAUGAUUCGGAUUGAUAAGAAUGAAGCCAGGUGAGUUCUUUGUGUUUGAAUGAUAGUGAGGAGAUUUUGAACGACUGUGGUAUGAUCAACAGUAUCAAAGCCUGCACACAUGUCCAGAAAGACAAGGAGGAAAUGUUUACUAUUAUCACAGUAAUACAGAGUAUCAUUUGUCACUUGAUAGAACUGUUUUAGUAAUGUGCCAUGGCAGAAAUCUGGACUGGAAGGAAUGAAACAUGGAGAUUUUGGAAAAAUAGGCAUGGGGGAUUUGAGAUUCAACAACAUGUUCAACAGCUUUGGAAAGAAAAUGGAGGUGGAAGGGAAGUUUUCAAGGUUGCUGAGGUUGUGGUUUUGUUGGGUUUUGAUGACAGGCCUGAUAGCAGAUUAACAAUGCCAGCUAACCAGGGAACCCUGAGUGCAGUUCGGAAAGAAGCAGUUCAAUAAUAAUAGAAUUGAGAGCAUAAGAAAAGGGGUUCAAGGACAAACAGUAUGAAAGCUCAGAGGCUGAAGGAAGCUAUGAAUUCAGGACUAUGACAGGAAGGCACUGCUGGGAAAAAUUUGGUCAAGUAGGUUGUUGGAAGGUUUCAGAGCUGUUGGAUGAUCAUAAUCUUAGUGACAAAAGGCCAGGAGUAUCUUGCAUUAAUUAAGGCAACUCUAAUCACAGGUUACCCCAGCAAAAAACAACCAAAGCUUUGGCUUAUGUCGCGAAAGUGGAGUUCAGCUAAGCUCCAGUGUGGACACUUCAUGACACGGGACUGAUUGGAACCCCAGCACUCACUAAAUUCCCUGGGACUGGCGCUACUUGUGAUAGUUUAUAGGUAAAGCAUGGUGAGCAUCCUGAUGGUUUUCCAGCAGUGAAUGUGCUUACCUCGUCAGGUAGAUGAAAGAGCCUCCCUCUGACCAUUCUGCCUUGAAAAGAAUCAACAGGGGUGGUGUAUACCCACAUUUACUCUUGUGUGCUCUCAGAAAUUCUUGGCAGAGUUUAAUCUUCUUUUCCCUAGCUAUGAAAGAAUGGUUUGAAAUGUUUUAUUUCGGGUUUUUUUAAUCCCAGUGUUGCUAUUACAGGUAAUUAAAACAAGAGGAUAAAGUCCUAAAUUAUAAAAACAUAUCCAAUCCAAAAUGUUUUAAACGGUAAAGAUUACAAAGUUCUAUUAAAAUAAAACUUAAUGAUUUUUAUUUAGAAAAUGGUUGGAAAAACUCAGCAGAUCUGGCAGUAUCUGUGGAGAGAGAAACAAAGUUAAUGUUUUGAGUCCAGUCUGACUCCUCAUUGAAACCAAAGAAGAACCAUACCUGACACAAAACAUUAACUCUGUUUCUGUCUCCACAGGUGCUACUGGACCUAUUGAAUUUCUCCAGGACUUGAAUUUUAAUUCUGAUUUCUAACAUUCUCAGUGUUUAGUUUUUGUUUAUUUCCUUCAAAUGUCAUUUCUGGAGUGGAAUUUUAGCAAAAUUUAAUGUUUUUAAGAAAUUAUUUUAUUUUAUUUUGAAGGCCAUCCUGUAAAAGACGGUUUUGUUCAGAAUAAUUUAUUGACUUUUGUUUAGAUAUUUGCAGCUACAAAUUAUUACCUUAGAAGAAGUUUUAUAUAUGUGUGAAAUAUAAGGAUGCGCUUGUGAAGCGUAUUAGAAAAUGAAGUACACACUGAGCCACAUAGGCUUAAUCAGGUCAGAUCAUCAAAAUCCCAGUCAAACAACAAGGUUUGACGGAAUAUCUUAAAAGAAAGUGAAGUAGAAAGGCAGGGAGGACAUUUUAAAGCAGAGGCUUAGGUAACUGAAUGCACAGCCACCACUGAGAUAAAAUCAGGGAGAACUUGAGAACUGAAUUAAAAGGAGUACUGAUUUCUCAGCAGGAUAUGGGAUUGGAGGAGAAAGAAUGAGAUGAGAUCAUGGAGGGGUUAGAAAGGUGGGUCAGAUUUUUAAAAUCUGGACACUGUUUCACUGUGAGCCAAUGUUGUUUAAGUAAUACAUGUUACAUUCGUCAGACUUCUCACAUGAGCUCUUCAGAUUUUGAAACCAUGGAUGCCUUUGUCCUGCAUGCUGCUCAAUUGUUGUCAACAUUGUAAUUUUCUGAAUUACUGCAAUUUUAGCUUAAAACAACUUUCCAUCUAGCUGCCUUCAAAACUCAAGGAAGCCAUGCUAGCACUUAAAAUUGAAAAAUCAAAAGAUCACAGCAGGAUUGGCCAUUUUUACACUUGCCAACCUGUAAUUUCCUGUACAUUUAUUUAACAAGCAGAGAAUUGUAAUUGACAAAUGAAGAAACUGAAAAUUGCAGCCCUCCAGGAGGACAACUGAUCACUGUGGUAUUUUUUGUAGUAACAGGAAGAUUGAGGUAUUAUUAGAGAUAAAGAAACAAAUCAACAGUAUUCAUUUGAAUUAUUUCCUCAUUUUGUUGAAGCUGUAGUGAUUCCUGCAGCAAAAUCUUUUUUAAGAGAUCACCUAUGUCUAAGUAUCAUAAAUCUUAGAAGUCUGACAUUCACGUAUGUGAAGUAACCUGGAAGUUGGGGACUAGGAUUGGAGCAGAUAGUUUUGAAUGUGAGAAUUCUUCAGAAUGAUUUUAAGACUCACUUAGCUUUUUUAUUUCUACAACAAAUGAUAAAGUGCAUUUUUUUGCAUUGGAAAGAACAAGAAUAUGAAAUUAACAGCAAACUGUGAGAAAUGUAAGGAAUUUUAAAAUUUGUCAUUUGUAUUAUAACCAAUCAAGUCAAUGAAGCAGGUACUAUUCUUAGUCCAGUAUCAUAUUGUAAAGAAAGUACUUUGUGAAGACAGCAGACUGGAGUACCUGUUUCUGUAUCUUCAUCUAGCGACAUUUCAGCUCACCACAAUAAUGUGCUGGCUACUUUUCUCAUCAGGAGUCAUGUAAGUAAUUUAACUGGACUCCCCAUUUCUGACGUGUCAUCUGUUUUUAGAAGGAACAAAGAACAACUGAACCCAGGCGUGGUUCUUUCUGUAACCCAGCCAGCAGUUUCUGAGGUUUUCAUUCAAAUUGUUUACAAAAUGGUUUUUUUUAUAAGUCUUUUUCAAUGAAUGUCCUUUUUCCGUCACAAUUUUUAAAUAGUCCAUAUGAUAUGUACUAGAUGGAUGAACCAGCAUUGAUGGUGUUCAGUUUUACUGUGAUGCAAAUGACUACUGCAUCAGGUGACAAUUCACAUCACUUGCGUCAUGUUUUGGAAUGCCCAUGAGUAUUUGGGGGUGGAUGUUUUCUACACAUCCCAUUAGAUUUGGCAGAACACCCAAAGAGUGUGAAAUGUCAAUUGAAAAUACUGACAACUGCUGUUGUACCCAUAUCUGGAGUUACCUCAACUGCCUGGUAUAUUUUCCAGUUAAUGUUACUCCAGUCUAUUUGCACACUUUUUAACUAAUAGUGACUGAAAAUGAAAAAUAAAUUAUUUUACCCAAAGCAUUCGGUCUCCUGUUAUGAAGUAUCCUUUAAGUUGGCUGUUUAAAAUCAAUUACAUCAGUAUAUACACUUUUAAUUACAAAUAAUAGUUUUGAGCAGAGAAUUGUAUGUAGAAAUCUCUGGGAAAUUGCAUUGUGCAACUUCAAAGAAAACCUCAAGUAUUGAACAACUCGGCAAAUUGAAAGAUCACUUAUUACAUUUUUUGUUUUGUUUUGCUAAUCUAAGUGAAAGCUAUAUAUAACAACAAUAAUUUGUUUCUCAGACAAAUCUAUAGACAUUGGAUUUGAUUUAUGGAACACAUAAUAACAACAGAGAACCCUUCCUACUGCCAGUUUAUAUUGUUAAGUUGCCUUUAUUAUACUUUUUCCUGGGAGAUCGACACUAAGUGGUCAAAAUAUUGGUUGCUGAAGUAUUUCUGAGAUGUCUGUUCAAACCAGGAAGUUAGCACUUAAACUUUGUGGGGACAGCAUGUCAGGACCUUCAGUUCCUUGGUCAGAAACCAUGUUGGUUUGCUGCUUCUUUCAUUAGCACACUUUUUGUUUCUGUAGUUUUACAGCUGCUAGAUCAAAUUUUACUAUUCUUAUGGGUGGUUGGGGGCUAGUUAGCACAGUCGUCCAUGGUCAUGUAGAUCAAGUUCAUGUUACCAUCAUGGAGUUUGAUCCCCGCUCUGAGUUUGACCCUCAGUGUGCCUGCUCACCACCUAAUGUUUAACAAAAUUACUGGGGAAUAAUCAUCAAAGACCUGCCUUCGGGUGUAGAAGCUAAUAACUAAAAUGCGGUGUAGAGAUUUUGGAGUCUAUUGAUUUUUAUUUUUCAAGGCCAUAAAAUUGUCUAAACAAAAUGUAUUUGAUUUAGAACUUCAAUUUUCACAUGAUUGUCACACGUACCCCAGUUAAUUAGAACAGGGUAUUACCAAGUGUAACAAAGAAAAAUUACUGCUUCGGUUCAAUCUUAUCAAUUUUUACAGAAUGAAUCAGGAUAAUUUUAAGUUACUUGUUUAGAAACUUCCUGCCGAUGAAGGAAUAUUGCAAAUUCCCACAUUUCUAGAUCUUUAACACCCGCCCUCUGCUUCUGUAGGGCUGCUGAUGAGUUUCCAGUAUGCAAGACCCAGAUGGUGGCAGGCAUAGGUGUUACUGGUUGACCAGCAUUUAACGCCCAGCCCAAGUUCCCUUUGUGAAGAUAGUGGUGAGCUGCCUUCUUGAGCUAUUGCAGCCCACUUGCUGUGGGUUGACCCACAGUGUUGUUCGGGAGGGAAUUCCAGGAUUUUGACCGACAGUGAAGGAACGAUAACAAAUCGACAUUUUGAGUUAUCCUGUACAUACUGGUCAAUGUUACAAAGAGGAAAUGAUCGAUGAGACUUUGAGAGUCAAACUGAAACAACAGCAGAGAAAAAAACAGAAGGAAACGGAAGAAUUUGGUGCAAAAGUUUAAGUUGGAUCAGGUCAGAGCCAGGUACUUGAAGAAUACCAUCAUAUACCUAGUUGAGGUUUUGAAAUUUCUUUAUCAUUUUGUGUAAAAAUGCCAUCUAGAAAAAACAAAACAUAUACAGCAGCAUUUACAAUGAAAGUUAUUGAAGUUGCAGAGAAGACAAAUAGCUGUGUAGCAGCAAAAGAAUUUUGUGUUGCAGAGAAACUUGAGAGAGACUGGAGAAAGAUAUCAACCCAACUUCAGACAAUGCCAAAACAAAAAGUAUGCCAACAGAGGUAAGCGUAGCAAGUGGUCACAAUUGGAGAAAAAAGUCACUGAGCGGGUAUUUGAAAAUCGUCAAAAUGGAAGAUGUGUUAGUCAUGAAGCCAUCUGACUCCAUGCACGAAACAAUCAAAGGAAGAUGGAAUUUUGAAUUUCAAGGCGAGUGCUGGAUGGUGCAUAAGGUUCAUGAGAAGGCAUGAGUUAGUACUUUGUCAGAAAACAGACUGCACAAAAGCUGCCUGUUGAACUUGAAGAUUAGAUAUUAUAGUUUCAACAUUUUGUAAUCAGAAAGCAGCAGAAGGAAAGCUACAAGUCAUCAUGCAGUGGAAAGAUGAACAAAAUGCCUUUCACUUUCAACAUGCCAGAGAAUCGAACUGAGAACCAAAAAGGAGAAAAAACAGUAUUGGUGAAAACCACUGGCCUUGAGAAAAAUAGAUUUAGUUUAGUUCUUUCUUGUAAGGCUGAUGGCACUAAGUUAAAACUGGUGACUGUCUUUAAGAGAAAAACUUUGCCAAAGAAGACAUUUCCAAAAGGAAUUGAGUCCAUAUGCAUCCAUGAGGUUGGAUGGAUGAAGGUAGAUGUAUGAAAUAGAUAUAAGAAGUUUAGAAUCUACAACCUGGUGGACUACGCAAGGAAAGGAGUUUGCUCAUCUGGGACCAGUUUAGAUCACACCUAGCGAAGAAUGUUGUGAUAAAAUACGAUCACAAAACACUGACAUAGGCUGUAAUUCCUGGCAAGUGUUUUGCAAUCAAUGGGUGUUAGUAUCAAUAAGUUAUUUAAGGACACGAUGAGAAUGAAGUGGAAUAAUUGGAUGUACGAUGGAGAUGAAAACAUACAUGAGAGGAGGUACCAUGUGGGCUCCGUCACUGCCACUAAUCUGUGGAUGGUUCAUGUUCAUUUUCAAAUCAUUCAAGAAAUGUGGAAUUCUGAUUGCAUUGAAUGGUACAGGGGACAAUUAUCUAUGGAGUGACAUAGAUGAGGAAAUGGAUGAUGUGCUACCCCAAACUACGGACAGCGAAGAUGAAAAGGGUCCACAUGAUGAUAUAAUUCAUCCUGAUGAUGAUGAAGCUUUAUUCGGUGCUAAAGAUGUUGAACAGUGUAAUUUAGCGGGAUUUUAAUAAACUAUUUUUUGACGU